Messenger RNA from Protopolystoma xenopodis, 447 nucleotides. Lineage: Eukaryota; Metazoa; Platyhelminthes; Monogenea; Polystomatidea; Polystomatidae. The record is from the annotation of a GenBank genome assembly.
AUGGAGAUGAUUAAUUCUCUCCUUUGUCAGAUAUUUGCUUGUGUCGAAGAGCGUAAUCCAGAAGCACGACGUCGCGCACAAGAGUUACUACCCCGACUAAUUCGCAUUUUUGGCUGGGAUUCAGUGCUACGUUCUGCAAAUAGUAUGAGAGCGACCUCUCGUGACCCUCUCAUGGUUCAUUUGGAGAAAGCCCGUGAAAUCGCCAAGAGCCUCGUGGCCGUGACUACAUCGUCCGGAGCAGCUCCUCUCUCUCUUGUGUCUGAAAUGGGUGCAAAGGAUCGAAAUUCCAAGCUCGGAAGCAAGUCAUCUGAAUUGACGCAUGGCGGAUCCGUCAGAACUGUGGUUCCUAAUCGACAGAUCUCCGGCGCUCAGGAAACCGAAGAGGAUGUUAUAGGUUUCGAGGGUAAGGUUACUUUUUUUUGGAAUAAUAUUUACGAUGUUACUUGA